CUGCUCCACCCAUUUCCAUUCCAGACUGGUUUGGCUGGCUGCGGUAGUAUGUGUUUCUGACAUUCUAACCUAGAACAGUGUUAUAAGCUCUGAAAAGACCUCUUAUCUACACCUGAAGAUGAUAUGGUGUGUUGUCAUCCUGUUGGCCGGUGCCCUCACUGUGGACUCCUAUGCUGUCCAUGAUCUCCAUGAGCGUUUGGCCCAUGGUCGCCAGCUGAAGAUCUACCUGCCCAAAAGUGCAGAAAAGCUGGAGUUCAUUCCAGCUGAUGACCCUGGAAAAGUCCUUCUGUACUGGGAGAGGGGCAGAAUCAGGUCAUCCAAAGGCAGGGUGUCUGGCACAGGCAGUGACCGACGAUGGUACAUCGACAAGGUGACUUAUGAGGAUCAAGGGACGUACACUCAGAGAGACUACUGGAAUAAAGAAAUCUCCACCGUCAAAGUGGCCGUCACACCCAGACGUAACUAUGUCAAGUGUGUAGCAGGAGAGAGUCUCUACAUCUCACUGGAGGGCAUUGACCUGGCUGACGCUAUCCUCUCCUUCUCUGGGCAAGCUGCCAAUGUUACACUGGUACGUGAUGGUGCUCGGGUGUCCCAGGACCUUCCAGAUUACUGGGACCGGGUUCUCACUCACUCUAUGAACAUUGAGAUCAGGAACGUGAACUACACCGACGAGGGACAUUAUACCCUGAGAGACCGCAUGGACCGGGUGGUGUCUGUUACCAGGAUGGACCUAACAGACCAUCAUGAGAGCCCUCAGGGAAACCCUCUGUUGGCCCUGCUCUUACUGCUGGGCCUCCCAGCUGGGAUUUGCUGCUGUUGUCGGAAGAAGAUUUUCAAGAAGAAAGCCUCCACUACUGCAACGCUACAGGCCACUCCAGAUGCAGUCCAUCCUCCUCCAUCUGGACCUGUUGGACCUUGUCCUCCCUACAAUGCCCCUGGACAGCCAGGAGUGGUGUACUACCAUGGCCCUGACCCUAACAUGGCUCCUACAGUUCAUCCUCCCCCCGGUCAGUGGAACGGUCCUCCACCUUCCCCAGGUGUUAACCCAGGCUACCCUCCCCAGAACCCUAUCUACCCUCCUGCUGGUCCAGGUGUGAUGCCCCCUGCCCAGCCUCCACAAUGGAACGGUCCACCACCAGGCCAGUAUCCCCCUGGACCUGCAGCUCCAAUGGGCUAUGGUCCAGCUCCGGUCAUGUAUAGCGCUCCGCCACCAGCAGCUGAUGCGGAACCUGUGAAAAAGGAGAAUAUGGCUUCCUCACCUGCUGACCCUCUGCUGACUGCCUCACCACAGGAGAACACUGCCUCCUUUCCUGUAGCUCCUGUGCCCCCAUCCUCCACCACCAAUCUCAGCUCCGCUGACAGUGUGAAGUUUGAGAUUGAUGGAGAGAGAACCUCCACCAACUUCCUAUAGGGAAGCUGACUCUUGGAGCAGCUUCUUCUCAGUCCGUCUGUUACAGUGUCCCUCUGUGAUCAUUUUGUGUUCUUGCGGUCUCUAAGUAGUCAAGUCUAUGGAGCCAGUAUGGCGUAUAGAAAAUGUGGAGUCAUACUUCUCAUAGUACCUAUGUUCCCUGAAGGCAACGUGAUAGAGAAAGGUCCUCAGCCUUCUUUGUUAUGCUGUCACUCAUGAUUCCACGCCCCUCUAAAGUGACGCCACGCCCCCCACGCCAGAUGUGGCCCAAAAGUUUAAAACUGAAAAGAGUAAAAAUAAGAUUUGAAAGCGAAAAAAAGAUCUGAAACCUGAAAAAAUAAGAUUUGAAACUGUAAAAAAAAAGAAGGCAAAUCUGAAAACAAAAUCUGCAACUGAAAAAAAUAAGGCCUCAAAUAUUGUUUAAUAUAUAUAAUAAAAAUGUCAACCUUCAAGUUAAUUUUUUUUUUUUUCAAAUUAAUGAAACUUUUGGCCCAGAUUUGGCUCCAUACAAGUCAGGGAUGUUUAAUGAUGCAGAUGGAACAACAGCAGAUUCUUUUGUUUGCUUCCUUGACUCAGUGAGUAUUUGAUCCCCUGUCUGACUGAAAAUGAAUGUUUUUAGGCUAAAUGCACAUCUAGAGGUAAGAUCAAAUCCAGCUGUGUUUUUUGUAGUCAGCAUGAAUUAGUCAGUUAUUUGGGGAUCGAAUUUCCAGAGGUGAGGAGACAAAAAAGAAUCAUUUUGUUCAAGUGUCAGUAUUUGGAAUAAAAAUGUCUGAUGAGUAAAUCUUAAAGAUGGGGAUGGGUACAGUUUACUGAACAUUUUACAGACGUUACUGGCACAUAAUAGUGGUUUUCUAACAUUACAUCUAUACAUUUUCAUUGCCCUGUUUGUGCCUUUUUCUUUCAUUUGUUUUUUUUUUCUCGUUAGUGCAAGCUGACUUCUGACUCUAUGUCCCAUGAAAAACAAGGAGAUCGAGAUUAACUCAGCAGGCAGAGUGUAGGAACAACUAAACAAAGCAAUUACAACAGAGAAAAUGAUAGCUAAAAGACGUCUGAGGUGAGAAAUGUUUGAAAUAGGCAGCCUUGAGGCGUGUUUAGACUUCUGUCUUCAACAAGUUUAUCUCCUUUUCAUGCAACAAUACAGUUUUACAGUCAGUUUGUACUAGCUAUAAACAGCUGUACCUUACCAGAGGUUUAUAGCUAGCAAAUAGCAGGAACCGACUGUGUAUGUGUUUAAGAUGCCACAGACUGCAAACAACAGUAGUUCCAGUCAUUCUUUGCCUCUGCACCCUUAUUGUUUUAUUCUCCUGUUGUGUGCAUAAAGUCCCAAAGGGGAAUCAUACAACUUUGAGAUGCAGAUGAAUAUUUAGCUCAAACUGUUUCAACUCGAGCAGCCUUAGGUAAGGUGAUGAGCUCCAGUAGUCUCCAGUGGAAAAAAAAAAUCUAAAAACCCCACUGGAUAUGUACAGCGUAGAGAUUGCAAUACUUUUCUGAUAUACUGUAAGAUAGCACCUCAAACAUGCAAUGUUGUGAAGUAGACAGAAUUGUUAAGAUUUGUACCAUUCAGUCAACAAGCAGCUACAGUGAAUAGUUUUUUUUAAAGUUGUUUAAAAUACAGAUCUGGACAUGGUUGGAUUAAUCUGUGAUGGAGGCCUCGCAUAAAUUAGUUUAGGGUUGCUGAGGCUGAACAGUGUAGACUACCAUACACAAGUACAAUGCACCAUAGCUGAACACACAUGGCAUCUUAAUUAUAUUUUGCCUGGAGACCCAGCCAACAACCUGUGCUCUGUCCAGGAAAACUACUAGAUCCAAGGUUUCCUGUCCCAGUUGCCUUUGACUUAGAACUUCUAGAUAUACCAUGACCUAGAGUAUCUUGACACACACACAGAUGUCUUACAAUGUUUUUUCUACUCUAUUUUGGUACCUGUACAGGUCCUAGAUAAUACAGAUCCUGCCUUAAGCCCCUUAGUCUGUCAGCUGAUUUUGUUCUUUAAGGACUUUACACACAAGGGAUGUGACCAGUAAAUGACAUGAAAAUGCUCAUCAAAACUAGAAAACUGUGAAUUUGCGAUAGUAUCCUCAUAUACACAAAUUUGAGACAUGGGUACAUUAAAUGAUACUUACUGCAGAUUUAGCAGGACAGGGACUGGUAGAAAAAAAAGGCAGCACCAGUCUGAUCUGGUCUGUUCUGAUGGUUUCAGUUCCCCAUCAGUACAUCUCACAAAGCAGUCAAGCACAGAGGCCAAUCAAAGUUACUAAUUCUAAGUCACUUUUGUCACAUUGUCUUUAGAAUUGUCUUUUAUCAUAUAAUAUAGGGGGCGAUGAGUAAAGCAAUCAGCACAUCCACCAAUAUCAUGAUAAGUUCUUGGUGAGAUGUCUGUUUUGCAAAUCAUUUGUUUGAUGCCUUUAUCAGUGGUGCUAAAGCUUAAAAAUAACUGAGCUUGUUCUGAUUUUUUGCUGCAUAAUAUUUGCUUUCUGUGUGAAAGUACUUAUGACAAGAUCAGCAGUUCAAAAUAAUAAAUCAAUUUGUGAACUGAUCACAUGAAGAAAACAUCCCUGGUGUAUCAAAUCCCUUUAGUAGUGCAGAUUGGGGCCCCUGAGCCUGCCUGCGUUACCUGGCUGAUGAGCCAGCCUUGGCUCUGGGUCUUGAGUCAGGCUGGGUCGAUUCAGCUGGGUCAGGUCAAGUACGGCCCCAGUAUCAGCUAAUGAUAACAGAUUUUACUAUGAGAAGAGCUGCAUGAAGCUGAAAUCCUGAAACAAUAGCUACCUCGUUUUUGGAAUAAAUGCCUCUUCAAGGUUCAAGACUCUCGAGACAGUUUGUGUUGGUUCGAUGGAAUGAGUUUGUGUGUCAAAGUCAAUGUGAACUCACAAACCAGCAGAAUACGAACAAGACCCACUGACAGCUUUUUAGGGUGACCGCAUGCCUUUUUAUGUUUACAGAGAAAACAUAUCACUUACUCAUUCAGCUAAAUAUAUACUGAGCUAUAUCACCAGUAGAGCUGCAACAAUUAGUCAAUUAACCAGUGAGUCUAUCAAAAGAAAAUUAGUCAGCUGUUUUGAUAAUUAACUAUUUCUGUUGUUUUUCAGGCAAAAAUGUCAAACAUUUGCUGGUUUCAGCUUCGUAAAUGUUAGGAUUUUACAUUUAUGACAAUAAAUAAACAGUCUUGGGUUUUCUGUAUUUUUUUUUUUGUUUUAUAGAUAAUCAAUUAAUCAUGAAAUGAAUUGGUAGGUUGUCGGUAAUGAAAACAAUUGUUAUUGGCAGUCCUACUCAGCAAGCCACAGUCGUGCAGGAAGUAACAGCAUUCAGUUUUUAAGUUCACUCAAAUGUGUGUCAAAUGGUAUGGCAACCAUCAGGGAAAUGUAGUUUUUUUUGUUCAUGAACACUGUGGAAUACAAACAAACGAUAAAAUUAUACCAACACCUUUUAGAGAUACAUUGUUUUUUUGUGGUUUGUUAUUGUUGUAUCCCUCAUGAACUGAUUUGUUCAUCAGGACUAUGCAGUUGUAUGCAUAUAAUUCCAAAAGUUAAUGCCUAAAUUGGCCAACUAUAGACUCUUGCAUGUUCCUGUGUCCCUCAUGAUAUCCACAACGAUGAUCAUUACAACACUCCACCUCAAACCACUAACAGGCAUUCAUCCAUCCAUCCAUUUUCUAUACCGCUUAUCCGUCAGGGUCGCGGGGAAGCUGGAGCCUAUCCGAGCUUAACAGGCAUUCAUUUAACUGUAAAUAUCAUUGCUAAUGCCAACCUCUGAUUUUAUAUACAAUAUCUAUCAUUGUGUUUGUUGAACUCAGUAAAUACAGUGAACCUUGAUACUGCCAUCAAAAUGGUAAAUGACUGCAUUUAUAUAGAAUCAAGCAGUGUUCUUCACUAAAGAGAAGCUUAUAUUUUAGUUUAGUUGCUGUAAACAUAUAACUUGUACAAUAUCUGCUUAACUGAGCUAUUCAGAUGUUCUGAACACAGUGUGCCUUUUCAUCUCUCUAUGUGAAGGUGAAUUUGACAUAUUUCCUCGUCAAUCUUUGGGUACAUUAUCACAUUAACAGCAAAUCAGGUCUUUUUUUUCUGUUUUUUUUUUUCAUCUUUGUGUCCUAGAUCUCAUGUUACUUACACAUAGCAGCAAUAGUGAGCUUGGUGAGCUGUGGAAAUGUGAUUGCUAUUGUUUUUGUGUAAAUGUAUGGUUCACAAGAGUUUGGGCUGCACCUUAUAACACUCAUUUGUUUGUCUUCUCUGGUGUGAUAGUCACAAAACUGCAAGGCAGGACUUGCACAGAGAGCUGAAAGAAUCAUACUGGAUUAUGGAUUUUAAAUGUUUCUGUUUGAUACAUUACAAGGUAAUGCACAUAGUGAAAUAAUGUGCAAAUGUUUUAGUACAAAAGGCGACAUGCCUGAUAAGUCUACUCAUGACUACUCUACAGAGACACCUAGUCAGUCAUCUAGCACUUGAUUGAACACACAUGAAGCCAACACCCGGCAGGUCAAGCCAUUACAAACGCACUAGAGUAAUAGAAUUACACAUACUGAUAUUUAUGUUGUACAUACAAAUGUUAGCUUGUACAACAGGAAUGGGAUCUAUUGGCACAGAAAUACCUUAGGGAAUGGGAAUCAAGGAGAAAUUUGUACUGCUAUGAGUACUGCCAUUUUUUUGGAGAUAGUUUACCAGCUGCCAUUGUCAUUCCUCAUUUGUCUUGUGUUGGUAGUUCAUCAUCAGAAAUGUAUAAAGUAUGUGUUUAAGACAAAUGCCCAUACAAAGAAAGGCUCUUGACAGAGCCAAACAAGUGAUGUAUCACCAAACUGAAGUUAGCUAAUGCUAGGCUUAGGAUUAGCUAUGCAAAAUGAAUGCUAACAAAAUGAAGGCUAGUCAUACAAAACUAAUCUACCAGUAUCUGGCACAAUGAAACACAUAACAUUGACCCACUGUGUAGUGUUUUGUGCUAGUUCAGCAGUUAUAUAGUAAACAGCCUGUGGAUGGCACUCUUGUAUAUCGAUCAGUGUAGACUCUCACUGUCUACAUAACUAGUAAAAUGUCACAUUUAAGUACCUACCUACAUAAUAUAUCUUACUAUCUAUCCAAAAGCGGGAAGAUGCGGUAGUCACACUUACUCUGUCUGACCUUAAGUUCUUCACUUACAGCAACAGUAUGAUCUCAUUUUUUUCAUUUGCUGGUUGUGUGAUUGAAUGUCACAUCCCACUAUACAACAGUGGUUACUGAUUAUGCAAAAAUUGAAGUUUAACAGGGUUUCACUGAGUUGAACGAGUUGAGACUAUCAAAAUAAAUGGGUGGUGACGGUGUAUAGGCUACAGCUGGAAAAUGGCCAAAAACGGUUGAUCACACUCAUUCUCUGGAAGAGUCCCAGAAAACAGAUGACAUCUAAUUCUUCAUUUAGGCCACUAGGGUGAGGCAUUUAAAAGUAGAAGACAAUAUCUGCAUUCACAUUGGAGUAAAAUCUGAUCCACAUUUGACAUGUGAGGAUUUGAUCCAUUUGUUUUCUAGAGGAUUGACUAGGUGUUCCUGCAGAGAAAUGGGAAGGGUGUAAUGCAUGUCACAUUUUGCACGUUUCAUUUGCAAGUCCAACUCUGACUGAAAUCCAGAGUCCAGUUUGAAUUUCAUCAUGUUCUCUGUGUGAGUCCUGCCUUUCUGGGCUUCACUGUAAAUGUAUCCAAUGACAUUCACUAAGUGUCUUUGUAGUUGAUGGUUCUGGGUGGUCUUCGUAAUGUACAUGUAUGUGCAACUCUGUGUCAGUGCAUGAAUAAAGUGAAGUUCUGGAAUGGA
Messenger RNA from Scatophagus argus, 7171 nucleotides. RefSeq names its product wiskott-Aldrich syndrome protein family member 1. The record is from RefSeq and is a predicted model, not a curated record. The transcript is spliced from 14 exons. Lineage: Eukaryota; Metazoa; Chordata; Actinopteri; Scatophagidae. Bases 119 to 1411 code for a protein of 430 amino acids.